AUGGCAGAGCUUCCUAGAUGGAGGUGGAAGGCAGUUGAUGGCCUGGAUAAGAUCCCAUCCAUCAAGCAGGAGUGGCUUGAAAUGGUCACAAUGUAUAGCUUGAUGGAUGCCAAACUCCAAGACUUGUGCUUCUAUGGAGACUUUGAUGCCAUAGAUGACCAUCCAGCUCCAAGCAAGCCUUCUAUUCUGCCUAACAUUGAACUUCCAGAAGAAAUCUUGGACAAAAUUUCAGAUGAAAUCCCAGACCCAUGGACUUGUACUGAGACUCUGGUGGUUGAUUUUAUGGUCAAUCUUCUAGGGGGUUUAGCAUGCCUCUUACAGCCCCUUGCUUACCAGACUGUCUGCAUGGCUAAUGCCUUUGAGACAACCUAUCAAUUUGGCCCACUUCUAAAUGGUCCAACCACUUCAAAUCAUAUACAGUUCCGAGCACACAUAGACAGGAGCAUCUCCUUUAGCCUGCCUCCAGAUAAAAAUCUUCCUGAAAUGAUAAUAUUUGAAGCCAAGCAUGCCCAUCAUGAAUCUGGCCAAGGUGUUCCUGUCAUGGGACAGCAGUCAAUGGAGCAUGUUGCAUAUAUCUGA
Coccidioides immitis RS is the source of this 579-nucleotide messenger RNA. RefSeq lists its product as uncharacterized. Lineage: Eukaryota; Fungi; Ascomycota; Eurotiomycetes; Onygenales; Onygenaceae. The transcript is spliced from 2 exons. Bases 1 to 579 code for a protein of 192 amino acids. The record is from RefSeq and is a predicted model, not a curated record.